Molecule: messenger RNA, 552 nt
Organism: Nasonia vitripennis (jewel wasp)
Lineage: Eukaryota; Metazoa; Arthropoda; Insecta; Hymenoptera; Pteromalidae
Exons: 3
Coding region: 18-473 (151 amino acids)
Source: RefSeq, a predicted model, not a curated record
AGGCAUUCAGCACAUUGAUGGAAGCUAUCUCAACAGAUGUAAAGCAGAUUAAAGAAAGACAGAUCAAUAUAGAUGCUAAAAUUAUUAAUAUGGAGAAAGACAUUCUUCAAUUUAAGACAUAUGCCAUGGAAAAUAGACCCUUUCGUGAUCAAGAUAUCAUUGUACAAUUUAACAAAAUUGAAGAAAUCUACGAAAGAAGCCUGCCAAUUAGUACCUACGAAGAAUUUCAAGCGUUUAAUGAAAAAAUAGUUGGAGAUGCCUAUACUACUUUAAAAAAUUACUUUAAUUGCAAUAUCAAUACAAAGGAAAUGCAUAUACUUAUUAAAGUGAUAACUCCAUUAUUCAAAGAAUUUUUUACAAAAGAGCUCAUGGCACUGUUUACCGCUCAAAAACAACACAGAAAUAAAUUCAUUUUUAAGAAAACUAAUUUCUACAAAUGUUUUUUGGAAGCAAUGCAGCAUGCCUAUAAGUAGAUAGGCUAUAGGCAUACCAAAACAUAGGCACACUAAAACACCCCCUCUCCUCUCAGAGUGUUUUGGUACCCGAUGGAAG